AUGAUUGAGAUUGUGGCGGGUGGAGAGCAGGUAUUAAAAGAGCCAUCACCGGUAGAAGGAGCGAUCUCGAGGGAUCAUCAACAUAUCUCGGGGGAUUGUCAACAUAAGUCAAAACCUCAAGAUGAGGCUGAGGGACCGAUUGAUCUUGGAAUGUAUGACAAAUAUCUUCCUCGUGAUCCCAGCCAUUUAGAUGCGGUGAAAGACAUGGAAGGUCAUGCGCCCCAAUGGUACGACAGCUUCGUCUCAUCAUAUGUUCCUCAUAUACCGAAUUCUCACCAGGUGCCAGAAUCGACGAUGCGAGCAGCGGUUAUGCCGAAAGCUAUGAUCGGCCUAAGUUAUGACAAUUUGAACAAAGUUAGGACAAAGAGAGAUAUAAGGGGCGCAAGUCUAGACCUCCAGUUUUUCCACCCUUUAUUUUUCUCAAUGGAAGAGUACAGAGGGAGAAAACGUAUGUCGUCUGUGCCUCAAUUUGGAGCAUGGGAUGGAAAGAGCGAAACAAAUUACUCGGUCGUAUUCUCGCAAGCUCGUGCCAAUAGAAGGUUGGCUCGGCACAGCCUUGGUCACGAGCGAGAACUCCUAAGGCAACAAUACGAGAAUUCCGUAAACAUUCAUGACCUGCACAAAAAGGAGAAAAAGAAAAAGAAGAAGAAGAAGAAGAUGGGGUCAUGCCUAAGUUGUUUUAUUAGGAUUUGA
Messenger RNA from Striga hermonthica, 693 nucleotides. Lineage: Eukaryota; Viridiplantae; Streptophyta; Magnoliopsida; Lamiales; Orobanchaceae. The record is from the annotation of a GenBank genome assembly.